Messenger RNA from Colletes gigas, 2333 nucleotides. Its product is annotated as DNA replication licensing factor Mcm5-like. The record is from RefSeq and is a predicted model, not a curated record. Gene Ontology annotation, biological process: DNA replication; DNA replication initiation; double-strand break repair via break-induced replication. NCBI's taxonomy places the organism in Eukaryota, Metazoa, Arthropoda, Insecta, Hymenoptera, Colletidae. Gene Ontology annotation, cellular component: MCM complex; nucleus. Gene Ontology annotation, molecular function: single-stranded DNA helicase activity; ATP binding; single-stranded DNA binding. The transcript is spliced from 8 exons. The coding region runs from base 1 to 2196 and encodes 731 amino acids.
AUGGAAGGAUUUGAUGACCCAGGAAUAUACUUUUCCGAUAACUUUUCAACAAACGAAACUAAUGAAACUCGAACUAAUCUUCAGUUUUUCAAAAAGAAGUUUAUGGAGUUUAUAAGGCAAUUUCACGAAGGAAACUUUAAUUAUAAAUACAGAGACACUUUGAAACGCAAUUACAAUCUUGGACAGUACUGGGUAGAAGUUAAUUUGGAAGACUUGGCAGCAUUUGACGAAUCGCUUGCAGAAAAAGUUUAUAAACACCCAACAGAAUAUUUGCCAAUUUUGGAGGAAGCUGCAAGAGAUUUGGCUGAUGAGCUUACAGCCCCGAGACCUGAAGGGGAAGAAAAAGUUGAAGAUAUACAAGUAUUAUUAUCUUCAGAUGCCCUUCCAAGUUCCUUAAGAGGCAUGAAACCUGAUGCAGUUUCUAAACUUAUUAAAAUACCUGGUAUCAUUAUUUCUGCAUCUGGAAUUAGAGCAAAAGCAACACAGAUUACUAUACAAUGCCGUUCGUGCAGAAGUAUGCAAACUAAUAUUUCCAUUAAACUUGGUUUCGAAGGAUACGUUUUACCCAGAAAAUGUACAACAGAACAAGGAGGUCGACCAAAAUGUCCAUUGGAUCCAUUUUUUAUAAUGCCAGAUAAAUGCCAUUGCGUUGAUUUUCAAGUUCUUAAAUUACAAGAAUUACCAGAUCAGAUACCACAGGGUGAAAUGCCACGCCAUUUGCAGUUGUAUUGUGAUCGUUAUCUAUGCGAUAGAAUUGUACCAGGCAAUAGAGUUCUUAUUUUGGGAAUAUAUUCUAUUAAAAAGGUUACUAAAACUAAUACUAGAAAUGCAGCAAGAGAUAAAGCAUUGGUUGGUGUUCGAGCUCCAUAUAUAAGAGUUAUUGGUAUUUCUAUAGAUGGAGAAGACUCUGGCAGUACUCAUCCAACUGUCACGAACGAAGAAGAAGAUUUGUUUAGACGUCUAGCGGCGGAUCAUAAUUUAUAUGACAGAAUUGCAAGAAGUAUUGCUCCUAGUAUUUUUGGUGCAUUGGAUAUUAAGAAAGCUAUAGCAUGUCUGUUGUUUGGCGGAUCUAGGAAAAGAAUGCCUGAUGGUCUUUGUAGAAGAGGAGACAUAAAUAUUUUAAUGUUGGGUGAUCCUGGCACAGCUAAGUCUCAAUUACUAAAAUUUGUAGAAAGAGUUGCACCGGUUGCAAUUUAUACAUCUGGAAAAGGAAGCUCGGCUGCUGGUCUAACAGCAUCAGUCUUAAGAGAUCCGGUAACGAGAAAUUUUGUCAUGGAAGGUGGUGCUAUGGUUCUCGCAGAUGGUGGUGUUGUUUGCAUAGAUGAAUUUGAUAAAAUGAAAGAGGAUGACAGAGUCGCGAUACACGAAGCUAUGGAACAACAAACAAUAUCGAUCGCGAAAGCAGGAAUAACGACAACGCUAAACACUAGGUGUUCUGUCUUAGCGGCGGCAAAUUCGAUAUUUGGUCGUUGGGAUGACAUAAAAGGAGAAGAGAAUAUAGAUUUCAUGCCAACGAUUUUAUCGCGUUUCGAUAUGAUAUUUAUUGUUAAAGAUGAGCACGAGCAAAAUAAGGAUAUAAUGUUAGCUAAACAUGUGAUGAAUAUUCAUACUCAUGCUGGUCAAGUUACAGAACAAACUGCAGAAGGAGAGUUACCGCUUCACAUUCUGAAGAAAUAUAUCCACUAUUGCAGAAGACGUUGUGGCCCAAGACUUAACAAAGAGGCGGGAGAAAAAUUGAAAAAUCGUUAUGUAGUUAUGCGAGCUAGCACACGAGAACUCGAGAAGGAUACAGACAAGAGAUUAUCUAUUCCUAUAACCGUUCGCCAGCUGGAAGCUGUUAUAAGAAUUUCAGAAUCGUUAGCGAAAAUGCAACUACAACCCUUUGCCAAUGAAGUCCAUGUCAACGAAGCGCUCAGACUUUUCCAAGUUUCUACUUUAGAUGCUGCAAUGUCCGGAUCGUUAGCUGGCGCAGAAGGAUUUACCUCGGAAGAAGAUCAUGAAAUGUUAUCCCGCAUCGAGAAACAAUUGAAACGUAGAUUUCCUAUUGGAAAUCAAGUAUCGGAACAAAAUAUUGUCAAAGACUUCAUAAAACAAGCAUAUCCGGAACGUGCUAUUUAUAAAGUUAUACACACAAUGAUACGUCGCGGGGAACUUCAGCAUCGUAUGCAACGUAAAAUGUUAUUCAGACUUCAUUAAAAUGCAGCAAUAUAAUCUUUUUUUUUUAAAUUUAAUAUAUUAUACUCUCUUCAUUUUAUUAUAAUGAUAUUGUGCAUUUAGGUAUUUUUAUUCGUUUUGUACUGUAUGUCGUUAAUUUCCAACGUAUAAAUAUAGAA